Molecule: messenger RNA, 1339 nt
Organism: Hirundo rustica (Barn swallow)
Lineage: Eukaryota; Metazoa; Chordata; Aves; Passeriformes; Hirundinidae
Product: probable 2-ketogluconate reductase
Exons: 6
Coding region: 195-1181 (328 amino acids)
Cellular component (GO): cytosol
Molecular function (GO): hydroxypyruvate reductase [NAD(P)H] activity; glyoxylate reductase (NADPH) activity; NAD binding
Source: RefSeq, a predicted model, not a curated record
GGGGCCUGGCGGGCCGGGACAGCCCCGGUUCCCCACGGGAAGAAACCCUACCCGGGGAGCGCAGCACGACGGGACGGGACCCCGCUGCCGAACGGGCGGGCACGUGGUGCUGCUGGCCAGGGACAAUUCGCGUCCCCCGCGCAGGGUGUUCUCCUAAACAAAGGAGUAUUUCUUCUAUUCCCCUGUUGAAGGUCAUGGCAGAAGAAGAGUUGCCAGGUGUUUUGAUUUUGGAUAUAGGAGGAACUCAUGGUGUGCUGGAAGACCUUGCAGCACUUUUGAAGAAACACUUUCACCUUAUCACCAUGACGGAAUUUCUUGGAAACAAAGAAGAAAUGAGCAAAAAAAUCCAGUCCAUUUUUGUGUUUGAGUGCAGGCCAUCUAUUGAUCGUGAGCUUCUAGAAAGCCUGCCUAAUUUAAAGGUAAUUGGAAACUCUGGGGUUGGAGUGGAUCACUUCGACUUGAAAAUGAUCUCAAGCUUUGGUGUAAAAGUGACCAAUACUCCGCACGCCGUGGCAGACCCAACAGCAGACAUAGGAAUGGCCUUGAUGCUGGCCUCAGCCAGAAGACUAGUGGAAGGCUGCCAUAUUGCUGUGUCUCCGGACACAAAGUAUUUUGCUGUUGACUGGCUGGGAGUAGAAGUAACCAGAGCAACACUUGGGAUCAUUGGGAUGGGCAGCAUUGGAUACAAAGUGGCUCAGAGAGCCAGAGCCUUCAACAUGAGGAUCCUGUACCAUAACAGAAACCGGAGAAGAAAGGAGGAGGAAGAGGCUGUUGGUGCCCACUACUGUGCAAAGAUGGAAGACUUGCUGCAGCAAUCUGACUUUGUUAUGUUGGUUGUAAAUCUGACUUCUGAGACUCACAAACUGGUUGGGAAAAAGGAGCUGGGGCUGAUGAAACCCACAGCCACUCUUAUAAACAUCAGCCGAGGUGCAGUUAUUGAUCAAGAUGCAUUGGUAGAAGCUCUCCAGAAUAAGGUUAUUAGGGCUGCAGCUCUGGAUGUGACAUACCCUGAGCCUCUGCCAAGAGAUCAUCCUUUAUUAAACUUGAAUAAUGUCAUCAUAACCCCGCACAUUGGAACCGCAACAGUCCAAGCCCUCCGUAUGAUGGCAGAAGAAGCAAUAGCAAACAUGCUGGCUGUUCUCAAUGACCAACCUAUUCCAAAUGAAGUGUUUCCCAAAUGAUGAGUGCCAGAUGAUGCCACUGAAUUUCCUGUGUACAGGAAGACACUCUUUCUUACCACUUUUGAGCUAAAAAAACCCAACCUGUUCCUGCACUGCUCAUCACGAUGCUGCAAAACUGUCAGACUUGAUCUGUUCUGUUACUUGCAAUUCCAAAAAAU